CAGGAGUCGCUAAGAGGAACAACAAGCCCCCAAGUUUUGGAAAGUACUCAUCCCUUCCCUUCUCUCUCCUCCCCCAAACAUGUGCUCUCCCCUUCCCUCCUCGUUUCUUUUGUUCGUUUUGGUUUGUUCCGUUUCCUUUCGUAAAAGCGUUUUCUAGUUUAUGUGACGUAGCAAUAUUUGUUGCUUGAAUUGCUCUAUAGUUUCACUAGUGGAUAUUUAUCUUCUUGAACUGUAGCCUUGUGUCUCACUUUGGGAGUAUGCAGAGGCUUUAUACUUUACCUUCUACACUUUUAUCAAAACAGGGUAUAUGAACAAAUUUUCUAUAAAAGGAAUUCUUAAAUGUGAAUUUGUUCGUACAUGAUUGAUCCCACGGGGAAGCAAUUUUUUUUAUUGCACUUCUUUUAAAUAGCAAGAAAGACAUCAAAAGCGCUUGGACAGGGACUUCCUGGACAAUUAUUGAUACGUGUAAGUCUUUCAAUGUGUGUAUGCUGGUGAACAUUCAGAUUUAUUUAUAUUUUUUUUUCGCAAACAUUGAAUAAUCUAAGUGUUUAAAAUUUUAUUUAUCCCCAUUUGUUCAUAUUUAUAUAUAUAUAAAAUAUCUGUACCCUGAAUAUUCAGGAGGCCAUAUAUUAGAUGGCAUAUCGGCACGUGUUAGAAAUACCAUUUGAAAGGAAACUAUUAACUCCUUUUAUUAAAAAUAGUGAUAAUAAUGAUGAUGACGAUGCAAUAAAAUCUGGGACAAAAGACCAUGGUUUGAAUACUUUAUGCUCGUAACAUCCAGCUAGGCAAAAGGUGUGUGAAGCUGAAAAGGCUAGAUUUGUUUUGAAAGUUAUACAUUCCUUGCUGCUCACGUUCUGGAAAAAAAAAUAAAGUUUUUAUUCUGAAUAAUAAAGAGUUAAGAACAUGUUCUUUGAAGCGCAGGGGAACGCAGAGCCCUUCAUGACGUGGAGAGCUAGGAAACUCGUCUGUAAACUUACACGAGGAUCUGCUCACCCGAAGGGCCCCGCGACACCUUUUCAGCAUUUCAUAGGCAGGGAGAGAGAUUUUUCUUUUCCCUUCUCUCUGUCUAUUUUUUUUCCCUUUCCUCCAGCAGGGUUUCAGGGCCCGCGGCCGCCGCCCCCUCCCGCAGGCGCUGCGCGGUGCCCGGCGGGCGCGGCUCGCCCCCUCCGGCGGGUCCGGGGGGACCGGCCCCGGAGGACAGCCCGGGCUGGGCCUACACGCGUGUGUGGGAAGCACGGGCACCGGAGCUCGGGAUGGAGCCCCGCGUCGGUGCGGGCGCCGGGGGCCUCCUGGUCGCUGGGCUGGCGCCCUGGGCCGGGCGGCGGAGGCUGCGGAGCCCGGCAAGCACUGGGGAGCAGGGUGGGAGAGCAGGGUCUGGCAGAACCGCGAGCGCGCUGGGGAGUGGAUGCGCCCACUGCUGCUCCUUCCACUCGCUACCCCCGCCGUUUCCCCCUUUUCCUUUAAGAAGUGGGUUUUUCCUUUUCCUUUCCCUAUUUCCCCCCCUUCCCCCCCCCCUCGAAUAAUUUUUUAAAAUCUAUUUUACUGAUUUCAUUCUUGCUGGGCAGCCUUUCCUCCCAGGGCAGCCUGAGGGUGUGGGGGAGGGGAGCCUUGUGUUCCUUUUCUUCCCCGGGGGUGUGGAUGUGUGUGCGGGUGUGUGUUUGUGUCGGAGGGGGGGACACGGUACUGUAGAGGGGCGACGGUCCCGGCCCCAAACGGGCACCCGUAGGGUCCCAAUCGGCUCGAGGGAGAAUGGAGAAACCCGCGAGCUUGUGCUUAAAUCCGAUUUUUCUUCCUUUCAGAGGAAAUGUCCGUAAUUUUUAGAUUGAAACUUGAAAGAUAAAUCAAAACGGACCUUAAUAGACUAGGUAAAAUAUACCCCUGCACGUUUAUAAAGACAUAUUCCUAUGCUGUGUAGAUAAUAACGCACGCUGUUCACCAUCUGUAUCUUUUAGAGCACAGAAAAAAAAUGUCGCCAUUUUGGUCUCAUGCUGAAAUAUUAUUAAUCUUUGGGCUUUACCUUGUUCCCAGAACCAUCCUUGCCUGAUGCUGAAACAUUGUCAUGCAUCCGUGAAUCUAUAUAGAGCUUUUCUGCAUAAAUAGAUAAAGCAUGCCCAGUCAAAGAAAAGGAUAGCAAAUAGAUUUAUACCGUGCUGUUUAUUGUAUAUAUAGACAUGUAACGUGGAAGGAAAGGCUAUGUAGGCUAAUAUUUUCCCCUGGAACCUGAUUAUUACCUAAUACAGACCAGCGACUGCUUAUUACUUUUGUAGGCGAAGGAAGCAUUUUUGCAACAUUGCAAGAAAAUGCUCGUUUCAAAGGAGCGCCGGUAUAAAAUUCAAGCCGCCCCCCCGCCCCCGCCCCAGCUCUCGGAUCAGUUAGGUUAGAUAUAACAAAAGGUAACGGUACAGUCACGAUACUUACUGCGUGGUUCCUUUAGCACCACGAAUUACAUUUAGGAAAAUGUUCAAAUAGAAGGAAGUUGGCGUUUCACUCCCCUCCCACCCCUAAGAAAGAAAAAUACAGGCGAUUUUCCCCCCUUCUUUCCAUAAAUCGUAUUCAGUCCUCUCUUCAGAGCCUGUCGGUUGCAAAUAAGAAUUUCUAAUUUUGCAUUUAAGUUUCGUCCGAUUAAAAGAUCCCCCUGGAGGCAGCAGUAACUGAUUUUCUCAAGAAUUUCGGGUCCUUUCUGUAAAGGUUUUGUUCCAGGUGGUUUUUGUAUUAGACUGACCACAAGAAACAAAUGUGCAGAAUAGAGACACCCACACAGGUUUUACUCACAAAGCCUGGUUAAAGUCCAAACCUCUCUCUUUAUUAUUUGUCAUCCUGCUCUUAAUCCAAAUAUUUUCCAGAGGGGAAAAAAAAAAAAAAAAGAAAUCAGAGAAAAGAAAAGAAAACCUAGGCACCAAGAAGCAAAAUAAAACCGGACUUUUCCCACAAGCAGCCCAGUCCUCUGCCAGCAUAUUUUAAAAGCAGAUUUUUUCCUUGUUUACUUGCGUUUCUUGCUCUGCCUCUUUUCACGGCCACAUUUGAUCUUGGAAAGAGCAAGAAGCUUUAAAUGUGUUCUUAAGGGCCAGUAGCUGUCAAACCUUUUGGCGGCCAAGAUUGAUCGCGGGCAGACACCACCAGAGCUUUGUUUGGACUAAAAGCAAGAAAAUUAAACCCCUUGCAUUUUCCAACAGCAUCGAUAUUUGUAAGGCAUCCCUUUUGAGGGAUUAAAUGACAAGUCUCGUUCUAUAUUUUAUUUAAACAAGCAACCACCAAAAAGCCCAUUUAAAGCCUCUCGGCCCCUCCCCUCCCCCUCUCUCCAAUGCCUUCGCAGAUAUGCUAUAUCUUGUGGGUGCAUUAACUUAAAACCGAUUUUUAAAAUGCACUUCGGUCAGACGCAGACUGGUCCACUGAGUGCUUGGGGUCUUGUUCUCUAUUUUUUCUCCCCCUUGUAUUUUUUUUUAAUUUUUUUUUUUAAAUAUAAUUAAGAAGACGGUUGCAGACCCCUGUUUGGCAACUCCGAAAAUAAAGCGAGACGGCUCCUCAUCGCUCUGGCGAUGGUUUCUGGCUCCUGGAGGACGCGGAGAGCUGAUCGGAAGCGCCUUCCCCCCGGCCCCCGGAGCACCCACCCCGCCUCGCACCCCGGGCUCCGCGGGCGAGCAAGCCCCGUCCGGGCUGUCUAGGGCGGCUAUGACCAUAGGAUUCAUCGGGUUGGUGAUUGUGGCCACCAUUGUCAUCACUCUCCCUUGUCGCCUCAGUAUGGUUGGAAAAUUACGCCAAAAGCAUCCAAAUUCGGGACUUGCCUCGACCUGGCGGGGGUGACUGGAGGCGGCGGCGCCAAGAGCCAAGCAUCGGAGGCGAGUGCCGUCUCUCAAGCCAGAACCCCGCAGCAUUUUCGCUCUGCCUGGCCCCUCGAAAACAAACCCGCUACCAGCCCAUAUAUUUCCUGGUAAUCGAAAAUACUCACCAGACCCAGCCUACUACGGUUAUUAAGCAAAUUAUGCCAGCAGACGGGAGUAUCGUUUGCAAGCUAAGGCACGGGAUAUAUACUUUUUUUAAAAGAGGCAACAGCCAGACGCGUUUGCAGCCUCGCGAUUUGGCUCUCCCAGAGAGGUUUUCCUAGGGUUAUGUGUUACGGUCCAAUCCCGGAAAGCCAACUGGAGAGGGAAGUCAUGAAGCGCCAGGACUGCUGCCUAUGUGACUCUUCCCCUCGAAGCAAGGUUGCUGAGGAAGAUCCUGAUAAACAAUGGCUCAGCACCGGCGACCGAUUGUUCUCCGUACUGUACACCCGAUAGCCACCAAAAAAUAAGAGGAAAAAAAAAAAAAAAAAAAAAAAGGAGGAAAAGAGGAAAAAAGAAAGUAAGGAAAAAAAAAUCAAACAAGAACACAAAGCCAAACAAACAAACAAAAAUACAAAGGAGCCCAUUGAGGCUGAGUCGGGAAGGAGAAACUACUUUUGGAGGAAGUGCUAUUCCUAGGAAAAAAUCAAGACCCUCUGCUUCAGACUCUUGCCUGGGUGCAACUUCUUAUGCGGGGGCCUGACGGUGUCAAAACUUUGAAGAUUAAUGGAUUACUUUGUUAAUGACUCAAGGCGUCAGAUUGAGGUGCUUAAAUGAUUUGUGAGGUGCAAAGCGUUUUCCUGACAGUCCCAAACAAUGAGAGAAGAGUGUGCGGGUGGAUGGGAGGAAGGCAGCAGGCUGCAGGACAAGCAGACACACACACACACACACAGAGGCACACACACACACUCGCAGCCUCUCUCACAAACAUAUCCACGCACACGCACCCUCCUCCCCACCCCUGAUCAUUUCAGAUUAGGACGCCAAGGGGAUAGAUACUCGAGAUAUCAUUUCCCCCUUUUAAAAAAAGUGUAAAUAAAGCCUUUCUGGCCCCCAAUGAGGCGUUCCUUCCCGACUUUUUUGGAUCAAUCAAACAGACAGUGGCUUCUUUUGAUUAAAGCCCAAAUUGUCAUUGGGCAGAGGCAAUCAUGUGACAGCCAAUUCGGUCCAAUUUCAACCUUGUCUCCAUGAAUUCAAUAGUUUAAUAGUAGCACGGUCCCCAUACGGCUGUAAUCAGUGAAUUAGAAAAAAAACACCCCACCAGCGAUCUUCUAUGCUAUAUUUUUUUUCUCCUCUCUCUCCUUUUUCCUGGGCCUUCCCCUCCCCCCGAGGCCCCUGAAUCCGAGGGAACUUUUUCUCCGCGGGGGCUGCCAGUUGAAGGCCAUGAAUUUCGCAUUUGAGCGAGAGAUCGGUUUUAUCAAUAGCCAGCCAUCGCUUGCUGAGUGCCUGACAUCUUUUCCCCCUGUCGGUGAUACAUUUCAAAGUUCAUCAAUCAAGAACUCGACGCUUUCACACUCGACACUGAUUCCUCCUCCUUUCGAGCAGACCAUCCCCAGCCUGAACCCCGGCAGCCACCCUCGCCACAGCGGCGGCGGUCGCCCCAAGGCGAGCCCCCGCGGCCGCAGCGGCAGCCCGGGCCCCGCCGGCGCCCCGCCGCCCCCGGAGUACCCCUGGAUGAAAGAGAAAAAGGCGUCCAAGCGAUCCGCGCUGCCGCCCGCCUCGGCCUCCGCCUCAGCCGCUGGACCUGCUUGCCUCAGCCACAAAGACCCCCUUGAAAUCCCCGAUAGCGGCAGCGGUGGAUCUAGGCGCCUGAGGACGGCUUACACCAACACCCAGCUUUUGGAGCUAGAGAAAGAAUUUCAUUUCAACAAGUAUCUCUGUAGACCAAGGAGGGUUGAGAUUGCAGCCUUGCUGGAUCUGACUGAAAGGCAAGUCAAAGUCUGGUUCCAGAACAGGAGGAUGAAGCACAAGAGACAGACCCAGUGCAAGGAGAAUCAAAACAGCGAGGGGAAAUUUAAGAACUUAGAGGAUCCCGAAAAAACGGUGGACGAGGAAGAAGAGGAGGAAGAGGAGAAAUCCCUCUUCGAGCAAGCCCUCAGCAACGUCUCCGGCGCUCUCCUGGAGCGGGAAGGCUACGCUUUCCAGCAGAAUGCCCUCUCCCAGCAGCAGGCGCAGAAUGCGCACAAUGGCGAAUCCCAAACUUUCCCCGUUUCGCCUUUAACGAGCAAUGAGAAAAAUCUGAAACAUUUUCAACAUCAGUCACCCACUGUUCAAAACUGCCUCUCAACAAUGGCCCAGAACUGUGCAGCUGGCCUGAACAAUGACAGUCCUGAGGCCCUAGAUGUCCCUUCUUUACAGGACUUUACCGUUUUCUCCGCAGAUUCCUGCCUACAGCUUUCAGAUGCAGUUUCUCCCAGUUUGCCGGGAUCUCUGGACAGUCCCGUAGAUAUCUCUGCUGACAGUUUUGACUUUUUUACAGACACGCUCACCACAAUUGACUUGCAGCAUCUGAAUUACUAAGAAAUUAAAGACGUCCUCUCCAAGGGUCCUGCUUUCUCCACCUUAUUAUUUUUUAUUUUUUUCCCCCAGUGAAUUAAUUUUAUUUCCCCCCUCCCUUUCCCUCUUCAGUAUUUUCUGUUUGUUACUUCCCUCUGAUAUGCCAUUUUUGCCGUUUCUUACGAAGUUUUAGUUGUGUUCGAUUUUAACCUAGCCACAUUCUAGGUCCUUCUAUGAAAGCAAUAUAUGAGGUCUGUAAGAAAGUGAUCAUAUAGGAAUGUAUCUUCACUUUCUUUUUAUUUUUGUAUUACAUUAGGAUGCGUUGUCAUAAGUAUUUUUGGUAGAAUA
Prinia subflava (tawny-flanked prinia) is the source of this 6662-nucleotide messenger RNA. RefSeq names its product homeobox protein Hox-A3. NCBI's taxonomy places the organism in Eukaryota, Metazoa, Chordata, Aves, Passeriformes, Cisticolidae. Bases 5202 to 6338 code for a protein of 378 amino acids. Gene Ontology annotation, cellular component: nucleus. The transcript has 2 exons. The record is from RefSeq and is a predicted model, not a curated record. Gene Ontology annotation, biological process: regulation of transcription by RNA polymerase II; anterior/posterior pattern specification; embryonic skeletal system morphogenesis. Gene Ontology annotation, molecular function: DNA-binding transcription factor activity, RNA polymerase II-specific; RNA polymerase II cis-regulatory region sequence-specific DNA binding.